Molecule: messenger RNA, 8295 nt
Organism: Stegastes partitus (bicolor damselfish)
Lineage: Eukaryota; Metazoa; Chordata; Actinopteri; Pomacentridae
Gene: col4a6
Product: collagen, type IV, alpha 6
Exons: 49
Coding region: 161-5248 (1695 amino acids)
Biological process (GO): extracellular matrix organization
Cellular component (GO): collagen trimer
Molecular function (GO): extracellular matrix structural constituent conferring tensile strength
Source: RefSeq, a predicted model, not a curated record
GAAGCGCAACAGCCCGGAGAGCGCAGCAGCGACUUCACCGCUGCAACUUUGAUGACAGGGGUUUUUGGAGCCGUCGAUGAGCGCGUUUGAAGUGCCUUGCUGGUGAAGAAAAGGGGAUCGAGUCUCGACCUGCGCUUCCCUUUCUGCCAGUCGGAUCAAAAUGAAAUUACUGAUUUGUGUGGUGGCGGUGGCCCUGGCGGCGAGAUCUGCGCACGGAGGCACCAAGUUUGAUGAGCCGUGUGCAGGUCUGGACUGCAGUGGAGGCUGCAAGUGCAACCCAGAGAAAGGCAGCAGGGGUCGUCCUGGGCCUCUCGGGGAGGUCGGUCAGAGUGGACCGGAGGGGCCACGUGGGGGUCCGGGGCCUUCAGGGCCCAAAGGAGAGAAGGGCCACGUCGGAGUGAAAGGACCGUCUGGGCUCAAAGGAGACAAAGGACCAAUGGGAGUGCCCGGAUUUCAAGGAAACGAUGGUGUACCCGGUCACCCGGGUCAGGAGGGCGGCAGAGGACCGCCGGGCCUGGACGGCUGCAACGGGACCAGAGGGGAACCCGGAGCGCCGGGCUUCGGGACAGGAGGCCCGGGCUUCCCUGGACCCAUAGGACCGAUUGGGCCAAAGGGUCAGAAAGGAGAACCGCGAUUCAUCUCAGACAACAACAUCGCUUUACCAGGUGUACCAGGAGCCAGCGGUCCACCUGGUAUCAGAGGUCCUGAUGGUCCGCCUGGUUUCUCUGGUCCAAGAGGGCCUGAAGGUUACCCCGGCCCACCUGGUCCUCCUGGUCCUCCUGGGCUCAUGGGGAGCCGUAGUGACGGAUAUCAAGGAGAGAAAGGAGACAAGGGCGACGUGGGUCUUCCCGGACCCAGUGGUACUCCCGGCGACGGGUCGCUAAGUGGCGAACAAACUCUCACUAUCUACAAAGGAGAUAAGGGUGAACCUGGUCCCAAGGGGUUCAGAGGAUUCCCUGGAAAUCCAGGUCCACCUGGACCUUUCGGUUAUCGUGGUGAAUUUGGAGAGAAGGGCAUUCCUGGAUACCCCGGGGCAAGAGGUCCUCCAGGGUAUAACGGACCUCAGGGCGCUUCGGGACAGCGGGGAUUCAGAGGGAAUCCAGGUUUCCCCGGCCAACCAGGAUACAUAGGACCCAAGGGAGACCAGGGAGAACCGGGACUUCCAGGACCUCCAGCUUACGUCAACGGUCAGGGAACCUCAGUUCAAGGACCUCCAGGUGACUCAGGUCGCAGUGGCUUUCCAGGUGCCCCUGGUGACCAGGGAAGUCCAGGAUUUCCAGGCCCUCCAGGCCCACCAGGACAAGGUGGCUUUGGUGGUCGCGGCUCCCCAGGUUUUCCUGGGACCCCAGGCCCAAAAGGAGAGAAGGGCAACCCGGGCCUACCAGCCUACGGCGUCGAAGGACUCCCAGGCUCCCCCGGACUCCCUGGACCCGUCGGCCCUCCUGGACCUGCGGGUAUCUCUGGCUUUUCCAUUGAACCCUGCGUCAUCUAUCCUGUCAGGCCCAAAGGUUCUCCUGAUGGUCCAGCCACUAGUUUCCCUGGACGGCCUGGAAACCCCGGCCCCAGAGGAGAGCCGGGUAACACCGGAUACAAGGGCUUCAGAGGUGACCCUGGUGACUGUGGCUGUCUUGGAGGAGGCUUCCCAGGGUUGCCUGGGUUACCUGGAAUCCCAGGAGCCAAUGGCAGCCCUGGAUUUCCUGGACGAAAGGGUGAGCCUGGUGACGGCGGGUCACCUGGCUUGAAUGGUGUUCCAGGACCUCCUGGUCGUUCUGGUCCGAGUGGCACCUUUGGUCGCAAAGGAGAAAAGGGGGCUUCGUUCUAUCCGUCCCUGGGUUUGGGGGCGAAAGGAGAACUAGGAGCUUCUGGACCAAGAGGACCUACAGGUGAAACAGGAAAACCCGGCAGAGACGGACUGCCUGGCUUCCCGGGAGCCCCUGGACCCCCAGGCGACGCCGGCUUCGGCACAGUUGGGGAGAAAGGAUUCACAGGAUUCCCAGGUUCUAAGGGCCGCCCCGGUGGCCCCGGCGAGCCCGGCAUCGGCUACGCCGGGACCCCCGGCUUUCGUGGAGAGCCCGGAGACGCCGGUGCUCCAGGGUUGCCAGGGCAGCCAGGUUUGCCUGGACCGAGAGGCCAAGUGCUGCCUUGUACCAUACCUGGUGAGGACGGGAACCCCGGUGUGCCCGGCAUACCUGGGCGACCAGGCCCUAAAGGUGAACCAGGCUUCUCAGGAGGUUCUGGACGACCAGGGUUCGAUGGUCCCAAAGGAGAGAGAGGAGACCCCGGCUUUGGAGGCCAGCCUGGACCUCAAGGUUUCCCUGGACCCAGAGGAGACGCUGGAGCUCCAGGUAUCCCAGGACAGAUUUUUGACGGCGGCAGGGGGAAGGACGGUGCUCCAGGGCGUCCUGGAGCCAAAGGGCAGCCUGGGGAGGUGCUGGGAGCCACACCUGGAGCUCCAGGACGGGACGGUUUACCUGGAAUCCCCGGAGACAAGGGCCAACCUGGGACACCGGGAGGACCUGGAUCGCCUGGUCUUGAUGCACGUUCUGGUGUUCCUGGGCUGAAGGGAGAGCGUGGAGUCGACGGUCUGCCCGGUGUUCCCGGACUUCCCGGCAUUCCAGGUGACCGGACCGGUGGCAUCGUCGGGCCGCCCGGACCUCCCGGACUAAGGGGACCGAGCGGACCUCCAGGCUGCCAAGGCUUCCCUGGUCGGAAAGGAGAAAGAGGAGACCCAGGAUUCCCAGGGCCUGCUGGAAUGAAAGGAACCCCAGGACUGCCUGGCACUCCUGGCUCACCAGGGCUGAGGGGACCCCCCGGACCUCCAGGACCAGGAACUAGAGAGGGAAUCCCAGGAAUACCGGGAACAAAGGGUGAAAGAGGUUUCUCAGGAGUAAUGGGUUUCCCAGGACUUCCCGGUCGCCCCGGGUCUCCAGGAUUUCCUGGAGGUAAGGGAUUUUCUGGAGGCCCUGGAAGAGACGGACUUCCUGGUGGACCUGGAUACCCUGGACAGAAAGGUGAGAGAGGAUACCCCGGCCCUCCUGGCCUGCCUGGUAUUCCUCUUCCAUCAGAGCUGGUGGAGAAAGGAGACUCUGGCUUCCCCGGAGGCAGCGGCCUCCCUGGCUUCCCUGGACCCAGAGGUGACAAAGGUCUGCCAGGUCUACCUGGUCGUCAGGGUCUGCCUGGGCUUCCUGGCUUCGCUGAGCAGAGUAAAGGGCAGCCGGGACAGCCUGGGUUUCCUGGGCAGCCCGGAGCUCCAGGCUUCCCUGGACCAAAGGGAGAAGCUGGAAUCAUGGGAUUCCCUGGCAUGUCAGGACCACGGGGUGAUGAUGGUGCACCUGGUUUCUCUGGCAACCCUGGAGAAUCUGGCCGGCCUGGCGGCAAAGGUCUGCCUGGAGACUCUUUCGCUUAUCCUGGAGGGCCAGGAGCUAAAGGCCUGGUCGGAGAUUCAGGCUUCCCAGGUGGUCGUGGCAACGAUGGCGCCCCCGGUGACAACGGCUUUCCAGGAAGUCCAGGCUUCCCUGGACCAAAGGGUGGUCCAGGGGAAGCAGGGCGGCCUGGAAUAACAGGCUCUCUUGGGUUCCCUGGGCCAAAAGGUAGUCCUGGAUUCCCAGGAAGAAGAGGACUAGAUGGGUCUCCUGGAGGUCCUGGAGGUCCUGGAGGUCCCGGAGCCAAAGGUUUGCCUGGAUCCCCUGGUUUGGAUGGACUUAAUGGCCUUGCUGGACCUAAAGGCCUCACUGGAACCCCAGGUGGGAGUGGAGGAGGCCUCCCUGGUGCCCCUGGUAUUCCAGGUGCGAAGGGCGAGAGAGGCAUCUCCUACCCCGGAGGUCCAGGAUACCCCGGAUCAAAGGGAGAGAGAGGAGAGCCAGGUGUUUCUGGACUCCCUGGGUUCCCUGGUCGGCCUGGACUUCCUGGUGCGGUUAUUGGAUCAGACAUCCCAGGACCUCUCGGAGACCCUGGCCUUCCUGGGUUGGAUGGAGAAUAUGGUUUCCAAGGUCCUCCAGGUCCUCCCGGGCCGCCUGGUCCUGGCACAGCCCAGGGAGACAGAGGUGACUCAGGGCUGCCCGGCUUCCCAGGCUCGCCUGGCAGAAAGGGAGAAUCAGGAUUUCCUGGAGGCCCCGGACUCCCCGGCAGCCCUGGUUUCAAAGGAGAGCGAGGUGAUACCGGCUUCAGCGGAGGUCCUGGUCUCAAAGGCUUCUCCGGUGACUCUGGUUACUAUGGAGGCAAAGGCCCGAAAGGAUUACAAGGGCCUCCUGGUCGUAAGGGUUUCCCUGGAGUCACGCUGACGAUACCGGUAGACUUCACCCGGCCCUUUGGAGACCAGGGUUACCCCGGCGACAAUGGAGGCUCUGGUACCCCUGGAGAGCCUGGUCAGCCUGGCAUGCCUGGACGUCCUGGUCCUAAUGGUCGUCCCGGUGGCGUGGGAAAACUUGGCAGGACCGGAUCACCUGGUCUGCCGGGACUGGUGGGUGAUGGCGGACCUCCUGGCUUCCCUGGACCAACUGGAGAACAAGGUCUCCCCGGUGCCGUCGGGCGUCCCGGCUCUCCCGGCAGCGUCGGCCGCAGCUUCAGCAUCGGCUUCACUCUGGUGAAGCACAGCCAGAACGCCCAGCCUCCCAUGUGUCCUCAGGGCAUGUCCAAGCUGUGGGAGGGAUACAGUCUGCUGUACGUGGAGGGACAGGAGAAGGCACACAACCAGGACCUCGGUCAGCCAGGGUCAUGCCUCCCCAAGUUCAGCACCAUCCCCUUCCUCUACUGCUCCCCCAACGAGAUCUGCUACUACGCCAGCCGCAACGACAAAUCCUACUGGCUCUCCACCACCGCCCCCAUACCCAUGAUGCCCGUGGCCGAGGAGCAGAUCCAACCGUACAUCAGCAGGUGCUCAGUGUGCGAGGCUCCGUCUCAGGCGGUGGCCGUCCACAGCCAGGACAUGACCAUCCCCAACUGCCCCCCCGGCUGGAGGAGUCUCUGGAUAGGAUACUCCUUCCUCAUGCACACGGCAGCCGGUGCCGAGGGCGGCGGUCAGUCCCUGGUGUCCCCCGGCUCCUGUCUGGAGGAUUUCCGUGCGACUCCCUUCAUCGAGUGCAACGGGGCCAAGGGCACCUGCCACUACUUUGCCAACAAGUACAGCUUCUGGCUCACCACCGUGGAUCCCAGCCAGGAGUUCCUCUACUCACCGCCGCAGGAGACCCUGAAGGGAGGCCAGGAGCGCUCCAAAGUCAGCCGCUGCCAAGUCUGCAGCAAGAUCUUGUAGUAGGCGGAGGCGAAGGGUGGAGGAGCGGAGGGAAACAUCGGGAGGUGACACACUAACACUUCAAGAAAAGGAUGAGAGGAAAGAUAAUCGGAACAGAACAUGUGACUGACUGAAAAUGAGCCCCUGUCCUGUUUCACUGGGCAACCCCGGCCCUGUUUUCAGAGUUUUUUUAUAUCCCAUUUAGGAGUGAAUGGCUUAUUAAAAGAAGCUGGAGGGAGGAAAUGGAAGGAGAAGGCUUCCGGCGUGAUUGCUCUUCUCCAGAUUAUCACUGACAAUGGUGCUAUUGUUUAUGUCUGUUUUUAUUUUGUGUCUGUUUUUCUCGUUACGGUUUUUGGCGAGAAUCAUUCUCGGCUACCUCGGAGAGUGCCGCCCCUUCGGACAGCACUGCACCGCUCACACACCAGGGCUGCUUCAGGUGAGCCAGUUGAGACAGCAGAGCCACACGUGGUUGGGUACAUUUGAGACUGGUUUAGCUGAAGCAGAUGUUAACCUCACUGAUCCCGGUUCAAACUUCCAUUUUUAUAGAAAUGGCCGCCUCUUCUUACACUUGAUGAUACGUUAAAGACCGUCGCCAUGACGCUGCCUUUUCUUGGCACACUGGUGGUUUUGCAUUGUUUUGCGUGAAUAGCUGCAGCAUACUGGUUGACAUUCAUUUUGCAGGGUUGGAAAAUCAAACUGCUAAGAUGCAAGAUCUGAGAUUAGAACAAGUAUUGCAGGUUACAUUUAAUGCACUGUAUUUUUUGCCUUUACAGACCACAGGAGAAAAACAAAAAGCUAAUGUAGCUGUGGUGUCGCUGUCUUUAAAUAUUUCACAUCUUUUGAAUCUUGAGUCUUUGUGCUUCUCACAGAAAAAGACAGAUGAAGCCUCUGGGUCUGAAAAGUGACGCCAAAGUGUCUUAAACAUGAAUUACUUUAAACAGCCAGCAGGGGGCGACUCUUCUGCUGCAAAAGAAGUCUGAUUACACAGAAAGUGGCCAUACUCUCACUUGAUGUGUUACCUCAGUAAACAUUUACUAAUUAAUUUAUGGUCUCAGUCGCUGGUUUAAAGACUUUUCUGUUACCAGUAGUAAAGUAUCCUCGAGCUCUCGAUCAAAUCAACCCCGUAGAGUUUCAAAGGAUGGACGUGGCCAAAUCCCAACCCGAGGCUCUUAAACCAGUCGUCCACAGACCAGUGGGUGACGUCCUGAUAGUCUGCUGUGCUUUCAAUCGAUGCACAAUUGGAUUCAGAAAGCCAUUUAAAACACAGUGUUAAGGGGUGAAUAUUUUACAGCCAAUCCUGCAUCAGGGAAAAUCCAACAGCUGCUUUUGAAAACAAAAACUACAUUUUACGUUUACAUCUUUGCGUUUUCUUCGUCUUCGGUGUUUUGUGGCUGCUGACGACACUUUCAGUAAGAUCCUAAAAGUCGUCGCUUCUAACGAUAAUAACGCAGCUGUUCAGUCUAAUGAGUGAUUAUAUUAGUUGAAGUACAAUUCUUUACGUGUUGAUUUUCUCAGAGAAAUGAGUGUAAACCAUAACGAACGUGUGAAGUGAUUUCGAGCAGUUGUUAGUGAAGACUACAAUAGGAAUGCUCAGUCACAAUGUUAUCUAUCCAGAAACGUGCAAAACUACCAGUGUGGUCCUUUAACUUUACUAUGCAUUUUCCACAUGCCUGUGACCUCUGCACAUUUCUCAAUGUGACUCUCUGGUGCUACAAUUCCCUGACAGUCGACUUGAAAGGCAACGUUUGAGAUCAAUUCUCAUUAAACUGCAUGCAAUAAUGAUAAUAAUUAAAAAAGCCAAACCAGCACUUUUCCUCACAAGCCACACGAACAAUAAUAAGAAAUGACUGAUAUUGCACUGAUACUAACUCACAUGGGUCAGAACACCAAACAAGUCAAGUAAAGGGGCAGAUUCCCCCAUUUCCACUCUCACAGGUUUUCAUUGUAUUGUGACCAAACUAGUAUUUUUUUAAAAACCCUUCAUUCACUCUAAAUUUAAAACAGGAAACAAAACACACACUCUCUGAUUGUUAAUUAUUGCUGUACAUAGUGCUUCCUGUAUUUCCCAGCAAAACAUGUUAGAGCAAAGGUCUGUAACGCUGUUAGCUCCUUAUUUUAUUUUGAUUUUUUUCCCGCUCUUUGUCUUUUCACUGUCCUCGGAUAAGAAAGAGGUAAAAAGAAAAAGAAAAAAAAAAACUCAUUUUCUGCCUUCAAAUGUAGAUUUUGCAGCCAUAAAUGUGACGAUGAAUAAUGAUUUGCAAACGAGUGCAAAGACAAGAUCAGAAGUUAAGUUUUUUUUUUUUUUUUUUUUAAUUAGGUUUGGUUUGGAGUGAAACUGGUUCAUCUCUGCUUGGACAGUGAAAGCUACUGCAUGACUUGUAACCACUAAGACCGCUGUGUCUAGCACGUCUCUCUGCUGGUAGCCUUGACUUUACUACCAUGUCACAUUUGACUUUUUUUUUUUCUUUUAUGUUUCUUUCUUUCUUCUUAUUUGGUCUGUAUUUGUUGUUUUGUAAUCUAGAUUGUAAUUAUUUUACUUAAGUCAUGAUACUAUCCCCUGGUUUUAUUUACUGAGAUGGGAGGGAAUGGGAAGAUAAUGAUGUGUACAUUAAAUUUUAAGGAAAAAAAAAAUGCUUUUAGGAUGUUUUUAUAUGAAAAGUAUAUUCACCGCUCAUGAUUUAACAGACGUACUAGCAGUUUUUAUUGUCUGUUUGGACUUAACCCCGUGUUCAGAACCAAAUGCCUAAUGCAGCAACAUACUGUAAGUGCCUGGAGGGACAGAAAGAAAUGCAGUUUUCCUCAAAGAGGAUCCAAAACAAAAGUGGGUAAAACAUGUCUGUUACUGUAAUGUGUAUUUCUGUGCUCACACACUUUGGAAUAAAGUUUAAAAACGUACUGACAAAUGCAUUUGUAUUAUUUGUUGUCAUCUCGGUGUAAGAAACUGAAGUGGAUUCACACAUAACAUCAGUGUUUCUCAUGCUUGUGUGCUGUCGUGUAGAGGUGAUGUUCGGGAUCAUAUUUCUUUCUGUGCUUGGCAAAAACCAAAUUAAAGACUUUUAACACCUUGA